Messenger RNA from Myxocyprinus asiaticus (Chinese sucker), 1366 nucleotides. Its product is annotated as neuromodulin-like. The transcript has 3 exons. Gene Ontology annotation, biological process: regulation of growth. Gene Ontology annotation, molecular function: protein binding. The record is from RefSeq and is a predicted model, not a curated record. Lineage: Eukaryota; Metazoa; Chordata; Actinopteri; Cypriniformes; Catostomidae. The coding region runs from base 170 to 778 and encodes 202 amino acids.
GACAGACAGACAGACAGACAGGGUGACUGAGACUGAACUGUGAUGAGUUUGAACAUCAGAAGCAUCAGCUGUUGAUACAGCCGGUGUAUGUGUGUGUGAGAGAGAGAGAGAGAACGAGAGAGAGAGAGAUAAAGGAAGAAACAGAGAGAGACGCUGAAAGGAUACAACUAUGCUGUGCUGUAUCAGAAGAACUAAACCGGUUGAGAAGAAUGAAGAAGCCGACCAGGAGAUCAAACAGGAUGGAACUAAACCCGAGGAGAACGCCCACAAGGCCGCCACCAAGAUCCAGGCCAGCUUCCGCGGACACAUCACCCGGAAAAAAAUGAAAGAUGGCGAGAAAGAGGAAAACGGCGCCGUUCCAGAAGAAUCCGCCGAGACCACGGAAGGAGAGGAGGAGAAAGAGCGAAUCUCUCCAUCUGAGGAGAAGCCGGCGGAGGUUUCCACGGAAACAGAGGAAGAGAACAAACCGGUCAAGAGUCCCAACUCGCCUGCUGCCGAAGCCCCGCCCACUGCUGACCACGCCCCCUCAGGCACGCCCACUAAAGAGGAAGUGCAGGUGCAGCCGCAGGAAGUGGAAAAGCCUAAAGAAGCCGAGAAACCCGCAGAAGAACCCGCCAUAAAUGCACAGAAUGAGGAAGAGGAGGAAGCCAAACAAGCCGACGUGCCUGACGACGCUGAGAGCCACGAAACAGACCAAAUAGACAAAAGAGAGGAUGUCGACGACUCCAAACCAGUAGAGGAGGCCAUUUCAGAUGCCGGCAAAGAAGAGAACAUUUAAACGACCAGUCCAAUGUAAUAUGAGAAAAUCAUUCACAGGCUGCUCUUGCUUUUGGUGCUGAAGACGGUCUGUUUUAUGUUUGUCUAGUUUUGGGUGUGGCAGUGAUUUUCUGACAUUUGGAGGGAGUUUUCUAAGGCAUCGUCUGUGUGACGCGUAUGAUCGCAGACAUCACCUUCUUCAAGAUCAGCUUCUCUGACCAAUUUCUCUAUAGUUCCACACACACACACACACACACACACACACACACACACACUUAGCUCUUUUCCUGUAGUUAGCCAGCGCUGCUCUUCAGAGGGAACGCUGCAGUCCGUAUCGAUCCAUUCACCAUUUUGUUGAGCUCACUGCAUGAGAACUCUUCCUCCAGACGAAAGCGUCCUCUCGCUCACCACACAUACUUGUGGCUUCUUUUCACGUCCUUGGUGUUAUGACAUUUUAAUUGCCGAUAUCGCUGCACUGAUGGUCAAAUAAUUGAGAAUAUUAAAUUAAAAGAAAAUGUCAGCCUUUCUGUUCAAGUGUGUGCAGUGUCAGGUUUGAAUUUAAGGAGUAAAAUGGUUUCAUGUCUGUUUUCGAAAUAAAGAAAUGUGCCAA